GUGUGUUGGUUAUUGACAUUUCAUCCUAACUUUCCAUCUGUCACUUUCUCAAAAGCCGCGUAUGUGACGGGCGGGGAGUUGCAGAUACACCGACUUUCGGCCUGUCAUUAGCCGACGUUGAGAAGCGCGUUGGCGUCAAAGUUCACCGCUGAUCCCCCCCACUACAAACAUCUACCUGCAAAGGUCAACACUUAACCUCAGCUUGCUUUUGCAUCGCUGACAAUUGAGGAUUGACCGACGUCAGCAAACACCCUUCAUCCCAUAAAGUUCUUACCUCAGACAACAUACAUACACAUCGGACACCAUGACUAGAGGCGAGGUACCUACCCACCCACCCCGCGGAGCCAGGUCCGCGGUUGGCGCGUUUGGAGAUAUAUUUGGGAUAAAGGGGUUGAGGUUGAACCGACACUGAUUCAAUUGUUUGCUACGCAGAUUCUCCAUCUCCAUAUCGGUCAGGCUGGUACUCAGCUGGGUAACAGUGCAUGGGAGCUGUACGUGGAAACCACCGCGUUGAGUGUUAUUUUGUAUGUGUGCUAAUCCAACCGGCUACCCACAGGUACCUUCUUGAGCAUGGCUUGAAGCAAGAUGGUCGUCCCGAUCCAGAGGCACAAGCCAUUCACGAUUCUGGCGAGCUGGACACUGUCUUCACCGAAACCGGCAACGGCAAAUACGUCCCGCGAUCCAUCUUCGUUGACUUGGACCCUUCCCCAAUCGACGAGAUCCGUACAGGUGACUACCGAUCGCUUUUUCACCCUGAGCUGUUGAUCAGCGGUAAGGAGGAUGCUGCAAACAACUAUGCUCGUGGGCACUACACCAUUGGAAAGGAGAUUCUGGACGGCACAUUGGACAAGAUUCGUCGUGUUUUGGUAGGGUUGCCAAUGGAUCCAAACGCGUAAACAUUUACUAAUCAACAUCACAGGACAACUGUUCUUCCCUCCAAGGAUUCCUGAUCUUUCACUCCUUUGGUGGAGGAACUGGAUCCGGUUUUGGUUCUCUUCUCCUCGAACGUCUCUCUUCUGACUACGCAAAGAAAUCGAAGCUCGAGUUUGCUGUCUACCCCGCUCCUCGUGUCUCCACUGCUGUCGUCGAGCCAUAUAACGCCGUUUUAAGUACCCACAGCACCAUUGAGAACAGCGACUGUACCUUCCUUGUCGAUAAUGAAGCUGUCUACGAUAUCUGCCGUCGCAAUCUUGACAUUCCUCGCCCAUCAUUCGAGCACCUGAACCGAUUGAUUGCCCAGGUUGUCAGCUCUAUCACCUCUUCUCUUCGUUUCGAUGGUGCUUUGAACGUCGAUUUGAACGAGUUCCAAACCAACUUGGUCCCAUAUCCUCGUAUCCACUACCCAUUGAUCAGUUACGCACCCGUAAUCUCCGCCUCCAAGAGCUCCCAUGAGAGUUUCAAGACACAGGAUUUGACCCUUCAGUAUGUUUACCCUGCUCACUUUUCUACCAAAAAUAUCUACUGACUUGAUUCCCCAAGAUGCUUUGAGCCAAACAACCAAAUGGUCGUCUGUGAUCCCCGCAAUGGAAAGUACAUGGCUGUAGCCCUCUUGUACCGUGGUGAUGUGGUCCCCCGUGACUGCAAUGCAGCCGUUGCGUCUCUAAAGGCCAAGACCUCAUUCAACUUGGUUGAAUGGUGUCCUACCGGAUUCAAGCUCGGCAUCAACUACCAAAAGCCAAUGUCCGUUCCCUCGACCUCACCAAAUGAUGGCGCUCUAGCUUCAGUUGAUCGAUCCGUAUCUAUGUUGUCCAACACCACUGCCAUCGCCGAGGCCUGGUCCCGUCUUGAUCACAAGUUCGACCUGAUGUACAGUAAGCGUGCAUUCGUCCACUGGUAUGUCGGAGAGGGUAUGGAGGAAGGAGAAUUUUCCGAGGCCCGAGAGGAUCUUGCAGCUUUGGAGAAGGAUUAUGAGGAGGUUGCUGCAGAUAGCUUGGAGCCUGAAGAGGGUGAUGCUGAAUACUAAAAGCACGCGAGCGUUUUGAUAUCCUUGUGGGAGAGAACCUUGGGGAUAUUUUUCCGUCGGCUUGUUUUUCAUGAUUUUUCUUCAUUUUUCGAUUUGGUAUGCAAGACUGAAUGGAAGGAAAAGUUUAAUCAUUAAGU
Messenger RNA from Hymenoscyphus albidus, 2100 nucleotides. The record is from the annotation of a GenBank genome assembly. Lineage: Eukaryota; Fungi; Ascomycota; Leotiomycetes; Helotiales; Helotiaceae.